AACACUGUAAUACAUGUGGUCACAUCACACCACUUCGGUUAUACUGAUUGAGAAAACCGACAACAUAGAAAUGAUAACUAAGAAACAACGUUAACAUUCACAAACCCAUAACUCUGGUCAUAAGUAACCACCACCUUCUUUCUUCUUUUCUUAAUCAUCACCAUCAUCUUCCAUUCAAUCGCAAUGUUUCACUUUUCUGGUGAGUCAUUCAUCGCAUUGAUAUACAUGCUUUACUUUUCUGUGUCGGAACAAAAUCCAAAACCAUGUAACCAUGUUUUGUUCGACGAUUAACAUUAAUGUUAUGUCCAUUUAUGAAAUUAUAGACAUUUAUGUUUUUGACGAAUUACAUGUUAUGAGAUGAAGAAUAACAGGUAUGUAUGUAUGUGAUGGCAUCAACAGAAGAUGCUUCCAAAUUCGCUUCUCGUAAAUCUUCAUGUGCCCAGCCAUGGUGGAAGACUACAGAUAUAGAUGAAUUAGCGUACUUGGUUUCUCAGAAAUUGCUGAAUCAUGUUGAGAAUUGUGAUCUUCCACCUCCUCCUCGAAAGAUAUAUCUUGAGGCAAAGGAAAAUUUGGAUUCAGGAUUGAUUCAUAGAGAGAUGGAACCUUCAUCCAAUCGAGGGAAUUUCUAUAUUUCUUUUGACAAAUCCUCAAGUUAUGAUGCUAUUCAUGAGAGUGACACAGACGAAAAUUUUGAAGGAGAUCAAAGCAAAGCUCAAUUGAUGGAAGCGUUGUGUUAUUCGCAAACACGCGCUAGGGAAGCGGAGGAGUUAGCGAAACAGGCUUUCGCCGAGAAAGAGCACAUUGUUGCACUCUUUUUUAUACAAGCUUCACAUCUUUUUGCAUACAAGCAAUGGUGUAGACUGUUACAUUUGGAAGGGCUAAACACUCAGAUUAAGAAUUCGCAUACAUCGGUAUCUACUCUCGACGCUCUUCCUUCGAUGUCGAUUGUAGGUAAGAAACCAUUGAUGAGAAAGGGAAAGAUUGUUGAUGACAAACAUGAAAAACUAGGCAAGUUGAAGAAUGAUGUAUCAACAACAUAUGAUGUUGCAUUUGCUUUAGGAUUGAGUCUUGUUGGAGCUGGAUUACUUUUAGGAUGGACUGUUGGGUGGAUGUUACCUCGUAUGUAGUUUUGUAUAAAAUUGGUAAAUAGAGAAAGAGUUUCGAUUUAUUUGAUUAGAAUGUAGUUUUUGUAGAUUUUUGUUAAGUCUUUAAUAUAUACAUUCUACAUUAUCUUUCUGUCA
This is a messenger RNA of Lathyrus oleraceus (garden pea), 1241 nucleotides long. RefSeq lists its product as uncharacterized. The transcript has 2 exons. Lineage: Eukaryota; Viridiplantae; Streptophyta; Magnoliopsida; Fabales; Fabaceae. The record is from RefSeq and is a predicted model, not a curated record. Bases 378 to 1127 code for a protein of 249 amino acids.